Messenger RNA from Pygoscelis adeliae (Adelie penguin), 1987 nucleotides. RefSeq names its product R3H domain and coiled-coil containing 1 (gene R3HCC1). The coding region runs from base 31 to 1899 and encodes 622 amino acids. NCBI's taxonomy places the organism in Eukaryota, Metazoa, Chordata, Aves, Sphenisciformes, Spheniscidae. The record is from RefSeq and is a predicted model, not a curated record. The transcript has 8 exons. Gene Ontology annotation, molecular function: nucleic acid binding.
CUGUCCGCUGCCACCCUGGCGCUGCGCUGCAUGGACGGUGUUUUCCUCUCGCCCAACGAGGAUGAGUUCGUGGGCAGGAUCGCGGAGGAGCUGGAGCACUUCAUGCUGCAGGGGCAGCACCACAGAGUGCUCCUGUUCCCCCCUCUGUCCAGUCGCCUCAGGUACCUGAUCCAUCGGACCGUGGACAACGUGGAUUUGUUGAGCAGCUUUUCUGUGGGAGAAGGAUGGAGGAGGAGGACGGUCAUCUGUCACUCGGCCGUCAGGCUGCCCAGUGAGACUGGCGACCAGAAACCCAGCAGCAACCCGCCGAGACCGCAGCGACCUCCGCAGCCGUGGGGCCGUGGGGCCCGAGGCGGCAGGCUGCGGUACGUCCCCAAGGCGAUGCGCAAGAAGGCAGAAUGGGGGGAGCAGGAGAGCCCGGUGGCGGCCGGCACCGAGUCAGGUGGGGAUAUGGCACAAGAAGAAGAGAUCUGCCCUAAAGCUUCAGUCGGGGACGCCCAGGAGGAGCUGGGUAAGUCUGAAGGCAGCCCAGGUGGUGUCUCCUUGGCCCUUGGCAAGCAACAGGAGCCUGGCGAAGAGUGCGUUUCAGGAAAAAGUAAUGAUGACACAAACGACGAACGUCCUCCGAGCUGUACGGAUGUCCCGUCGUUAGAGAACAGUAACGAUUUCUCUGGGCAGGAAAGUCAGGAUAAAGACUGUUCAGAUUCCUUUUCUUCUGUACACAAUAAAAACCCAAUUGAAGCAGAAGAGCAAGAUCAGAGCUGCGAUAACACUGUUAUACCAGAAGGUAGCAAAAUCCUGUGCCAGCUGCAAGCUGAAGGCCAAAACAGCCAGGAUGCCGGUGUAGCGGAGUGCAGCAAAAACUCCUCCCUAUCAGAAAGUCGCAGCAGUAACUGCUGUACAGACCCAGCUGCAGCAGAGUCGAGUGCGACGUCGCUGGUGCUGGAAAACCAAGAUAAGAGCUGCGCUGCUGCCAAGAGCCUGGAGAGCGGCGGAAACGUGUCACCGCCCGAAGAACAGGGCAAGGACUUUGUGAGCGCCGGCACAGGGGAGGGAGGCAAGAGUUUCUCCGAACUGGAAAGCCAAGAUCAAGAGUGCCCCAGCGUUGCCCAGGUGGGGCGUAACCAGAACCCCCCAGAAGCCCAAAAUGAGCCUCUGGCCACGCCUGAACCAGUCCAUGGUGCCGACCCAUCAGCUUCUGCGGAGCAGAAUGAGCGCUGGGUGGAUGCUCCUGUGCAGAACCGCAGUGGGAAGGUGCCCGUGGCCGAAGAGGAGGACAAGGAGCGUUCGGGCUUGGCCGAGGCACUGUGGCGUGAGCUGCAUUUGUCUGCAGGCGAUAAAGAGGAGAGCGCGGCCAUCCGCGGGCAGAGCAGCCUCGAGGACGACUGUACCGCGGAGCUCUUCGCAGAGAUUGUGGGUUAUUUAACGGUGAAGGACGUAAGCGUUGAGAAGAUCAGCUUUGAUUAUUCCAGUUACGGAGACGCGCAGCUCAGCGAGGGGGAUUUUGGCCACGUAACCGAAAUCUAUGACUUCUCCCCGUCGCUGAAAACGGAGCACCUGUUAGAAGUGUUCUCGGAUUUCCAUGAGAGUGGUUUCAAAAUCCAGUGGGUCGAUGAUACGCACGCCCUGGGAAUCUUCUCCAGCCUGUCUACAGCAUCUCAAGCCCUGGGGCGACGUUAUCCUUCUUUAAAGAUCCGACCACUGAUCCAUGCAACAAAGCAGUCUAAGAUCAAGGCACUUCAACGACCAAAGCUCCUUCACCUUGCGAAAGAAAGGCCCCAGACUGACACUGCAGUGGCGAAGAGGCUGGUGACCCGGGCUUUGGGUUUGAAGCACAAGCAGCAGGGCGUCUCGGGCACCGAAGCGCUCCUGCCGGAAAGCUUGGACCAGGAGGAAUAGACCGUCUCGGCUAGAAAAGAUGUAUAGAUGAGCAUGGCUGUGAUAUUAAAACUGCAUGCAGAACAGUGAGUUGCCACGGGGAUGUUCU